AUGUUACUCACCCCUCUGUCUGUGCAAGCCCACUGCUACGUAUCCUUGAUCUACCGCCAGCCACCCAAGUAUAUCCCACCGCUGCUGAAUCUGGUAGAGGACACCGUUCGCGCGCCGUUCGAUCUGCAGAAGUACGUUCGCGAGGGUGGACUGACGCUCGUUGGUGGCAACUUGAUGCGUGAGGGUCUGGGCACUACGCUCUGCGCGCUCGUCCCUGGGUGCACAGCGACGGGUGAAGGAUACAACGGCCCCAAGGAUGGCACGGCACUGCCUGAUAUCAGAGAGUACAUUGGUGUCUAG
Messenger RNA from Ascochyta rabiei, 300 nucleotides. RefSeq lists its product as uncharacterized. NCBI's taxonomy places the organism in Eukaryota, Fungi, Ascomycota, Dothideomycetes, Pleosporales, Didymellaceae. The record is from RefSeq and is a predicted model, not a curated record. The coding region runs from base 1 to 300 and encodes 99 amino acids. The transcript has a single exon.